Dreissena polymorpha is the source of this 600-nucleotide messenger RNA. RefSeq names its product calphotin-like. NCBI's taxonomy places the organism in Eukaryota, Metazoa, Mollusca, Bivalvia, Myida, Dreissenidae. The transcript is spliced from 2 exons. The record is from RefSeq and is a predicted model, not a curated record. Bases 1 to 600 code for a protein of 199 amino acids.
AUGGCUACGCAAUCAUCAUCUGUUAUGACAUCAGCUACUGAUACAGCAGUUGCUGUCGCAACCCCUGUGACAGCCCCUGUAGUCGUAACCCCUGUGGUAGCACCUGCAAUUGCAGCCCCUUUGGACGCCCCUGCAGUUACAACCCAUGUGGUUGCCCCUGCAGUUGCAGCACCUUGGGCUGCCCCGGCACUUGCAGCUCCUGUGGACGCACCUGAAGUUUCAACCCAUGUGGCAGCCCCUGCAGUUGCAGCCCCUGGGACAGCCCCUGCACUUGCAACCCAUGUGGCAGCCCCUGAAGUUACAACCCAUGUGGCAGCCCUUGCAGUUGCAACCCCUGUGGUAGCCACUACAGUUGCGGUGUCUGUGGCAGCCCCUUCAGUUGCAGCCCCUGUCGUGAAAGAAAAAGAAGCAAAGAAAGAAGCAGAACUAAAAGAAAAACAGCAACGUCAGGCAGAAAGAUUGCAGAAGAAACUUAAGAAAGACGAAGACAUGAGAGAAAAAAGACCAGACUUGAACAGAAACGAAAGGACAGAGAAGAUGCAAAUAAAAAGAGGAUUGCGCAGAAAAAACGAAAAGUACAAGGACAAGAGCGAGAUAUAG